Messenger RNA from Zingiber officinale, 2481 nucleotides. RefSeq names its product probable RNA helicase SDE3. The transcript is spliced from 3 exons. The record is from RefSeq and is a predicted model, not a curated record. The coding region runs from base 153 to 2408 and encodes 751 amino acids. Lineage: Eukaryota; Viridiplantae; Streptophyta; Magnoliopsida; Zingiberales; Zingiberaceae.
AGCAGCUCGAAUAAAAGAAAAAGCAACUUUUCCUUUACUAUUUUAAGUCCGCUGAAGCAUGCUCGUAUAGAAGAAAAAGCAGUGUCUGUCUCCACUAAAUCUCUGCUCCUUUGUUAGUCUCUCCAGACUAGACAUCGAGAUCGAGAUCGAGCAUGGGGUACUUCCUCGAUGUGUUGCGCUUCAUCUUCCGCUACGGAGAUGACGACGACGCUUUCGAUCUAUUAAACGCGACGACCAGCAGCAGCAGCAGCACCAGCCAUCGCGUCGAGGAUUUGCCGUUCCUUCAAAGAAAUUCCUCAUCGUCGGAGUCGUAUCCUUCAACUACGACCUUACUGUAUCCGUGGAAGUCUUCAGUGGCUUCUCCGCCGUUAAAUGCUUCUGUUUCUCCGUCCCCCGCUUUGCUAUCUAGGUUUUCCACCGCCUCCGGUCCUCUCUCAUCGAAUCAGCCUAAUGAUUCUGCCCCAAAAGUUUCUUCCGGGCACUCUUCCGGAGCUUCCCGAUCUUCUUCUCCCCCACCGAAAUCGAAGACUUUGCCUUUAAGUCCACAAUCUUCUUCUCACCCAUCGGAAUCGAAGACUUUACCUUUCAGCUCACAGUUCCAACAGGCUGAUGCCAGUAGGAGAUCGUCGGGAACAACCACGAGCAAGCAAAAGCACACGCCUGACGCAAGAGACGGAAAUCCUGAACUCAAUGGGAAAAUUUCUGCCAAGGUGCCUGAUUCCACUCACAUUUGGGUCAUGCAUCAGGCCUCAACGAAGCCUUCUAAACCCUCCUUAAAUGCUUCUGCUUCUCCCUUGACCUCUUCAGUCUCAUCCAAACAUCCUGUAGUCGCCGAUCCUCUUUCAUCGAAGUGUUCUUCUGUACUCCCUGCCUCAUCAUCGCAUGGGCCUUCCACUCAAGUCUUGAUCAAGCGUCAAUCGACCUUGAAUUACCAUGACAAAUCUUCGCUUUUGCCAUCAACUACUCUUCCAUCAAAUACCUCCAACUUCACAGAUACGUUUGCUUCCUUUUCCCAAAAGCAACAGAAACGGACACCUGAGACAAACCGUGAUGAUUCUACUAGGGACUACUCAUUCCAACCUCGUCCAUUUUUCGAAAAACGCACACUCGCUGAAAUAUACGAGAUUCCUGAGGAUAUCGAGGAGUUGAUCAAGAACGAUAAGUUGCCUGCAAUGAUGCCAUUAACCCCACACGGUUAUGCUGAUUAUUUCCGUACUUUGCUUUACGCAGAAGACUAUGAACUCGAGAAAUGGAGCGAAUAUUUAUUGGAAGGAGUUACUCUUGAGUUGCGAGAAAAUAAAGACUCUAAAAUUCAUAAUUUGAGAGAGAUUUCUAAGACAAAAAGCAGUCGGAAUGAUCAACAUUCUUUGGUAGCAUUUGAGAUUGAUGCUGUUCCUGAAAGAAGGCCUUAUCUUUUAUCAAGAGAUUUUGUCCUUGUACGGCCCUCAGACCAGAUAUCUGCGGAACCUUUCAAGGGAGUCAUUGUUUGUGUGGUAAAGAGCAGAACUGUUUUAGUAGAGUUUGGACGCGAUUUUCACAAACAACAUUCAUCAAUGAAAAAGUAUAAUGUUAGCUUCUCCUUCAAUAGAGUUUGCUUGAAAAGAUCUCAUAUUGCAAUCUCCGCUGCAACAAAUCCUUUGCUGUGUAUGAUCCUCUUCCCAAAUCCCGAAGGCAUUACUGAUUAUGCAAGCUCGGAUGGGAACAUGGUUUCUCCAACCAUCCAGCCUUCCAUUAAGCAUCAUCAUGUAAUUCGAAGAAUCCUAAACCGUAAAGGUCUUGUCCCCUAUCUCAUAGAAGGACCCCUCGCCUACGAGUUUGGGGAACUCACCGCCACUGGGAAAUUUAUUCAAGAAGCAGUCAUCCAAAUACACAGGAAUGUUGUUAGCUCCAAAAUACUUAUAUGCACUCCUAGGAACAUGACGUGCGAUGCAUUAAUGAGGAGUUUGCUCGACGAGAUUCCAAAGACCAAGUUGUUCCGAGCUAAUGCUGCCUUCCGAGACAUGGAACUUGUGCCAGAUGACAUUAUGCCAACGUGCCUGUUUAAAGGGGAGUGCUUCACUUGCCCUCCUGUCGAUGAGCUCAGAGAAUUCAACAUUGUGUCUUCCACCUACAUGAGUAGUUUCAGACUUCACAAUGCUGGAAUUGAAGCCAACCAUUUCAGUCACAUUUUCUUGGUGGAUGCAUCUUCUUCGAUGGAGCCUGAAGCGAUUGUGGCUCUUGCAAAUCUAGUUUGUGAGAAGACUGUCAUCGUAAUUACAGGUUCAAUGGAUGACUUUCCACGUUGGGUGAGAUCAAGAAUAGGGAGGGGAGGGAAUGGACUGAAGAGAUCAUUGUUCCAUAGGCUUAUGGGGAUUAAGCCCUACUCUUCUAUGGAUUCUAAUCAUGCAGCCAGAAUUAGAUCUGGCUAGCUGAAUGUAUAUAGUAAAAUUAUUGUACGUCUUUUCAUAUAUGAAAUAAGUCGUAUUUGUAUAUUGAUCCUCA